Messenger RNA from Condylostylus longicornis, 1452 nucleotides. RefSeq names its product m7GpppX diphosphatase (gene Dcps). NCBI's taxonomy places the organism in Eukaryota, Metazoa, Arthropoda, Insecta, Diptera, Dolichopodidae. The record is from RefSeq and is a predicted model, not a curated record. Gene Ontology annotation, molecular function: hydrolase activity; RNA 7-methylguanosine cap binding. Bases 199 to 1293 code for a protein of 364 amino acids. Gene Ontology annotation, cellular component: nucleus; P-body. The transcript has 3 exons. Gene Ontology annotation, biological process: deadenylation-dependent decapping of nuclear-transcribed mRNA.
UUUUGUUUUAUGAAAUAAGUUUUAAAAAAAUUUAUUUUAUCUAUCAUAUUUCUAUAGGAAUAUAUUAUUUACAACGAUAUUUAAUCAAUAAAAAUAUUUUAACCAGGGGACUUCAAAAACAAAAUAAAAAUAGUACAAAUUGCUUUUACAAAAAUUUUGCCGGUAGAUAAUAUUGAGUAAGAAAUUAUACACAGAGCUAUGGAACAGGAAAAAGGAAAUGUUAGAGCUAAUGAAACUCAAGCUUCAGAAUAUAAGCUUUCUGAUUUUAAAUUUGAAAAUUUUUUAAACAAUAAUACUGGAAGAAAAUGUGUUACUUUAUUAGGGUCAUUUCCCUUAAUUUCUGAAACUGAUAAAGCUGUGGUGAUAUUGGAAAAAAUAGCAUUUACAAAGGACAAUUUCGAAUCUAAAAGUGAAAUAAAUUCAGAAAAUGAAAAUGGAAAUCAUUUGGGUCAAAAGGAGACUGAUCAAACAAAUUGCAAAUUUUUUUCUCACGACACAAAAUACACUACCGAAUUUAUCAAUAAUAUAUAUGGAAGCUAUAUGUUUUAUCCCAGUCCGGAUUUGAAUGGCGUAAAAGCAACGGUAAUUUAUCCUGCCACUGAAAAGCAUAUCGAAAAGUAUUCGGCUCGACGCAAGUAUUUAGUUAAGGAAACAGCAGUAAUUUAUAAAAAUGUUACAGAACCAUAUAUAGAAUCUUCAAAAUUUAGUUUGGAAUGGGUGUAUAAUAUAUUGGAACACAAGCAAGAGGCUGAUCGUAUAAUAUUUGAAGAUGAAGAUAAAGAAAUUGGGUUUAUACUUAUACCCGAUUUAAAAUGGGACGGCUCUAAAGAAACAUUAUACAUGUUAGCUCUGCCACAUAAACAUGGCAUGAAAUCCUUAAGGGAUUUGAAUGAAACCCAUUUACCUCUAUUGAAAAACAUUCGUGAUUCAAGCUAUAAAGCAAUUAAAGAAAAGUACGACUUAGACGAAACACAAAUUCGGGUUCAUAUACACUAUCAACCUUCAUUUUAUCAUUUACAUGUGCAUUUUACAAUAUUGACAAAUGAAGCAGGCGGAAUUAAUUGUGAAAGAUCUCAUCUCUUAGAUACAGUAAUAAACAAUAUUGAAUUGGUAUCAGAUUAUUAUCAAAAAUCGACGUUAACAUUUGUUGGAUUUGAAGGCAAUGCACUUUUGGAAAAAAUUAUGCUAGAAGUAGGACCCAAGAACAAUUCCGCAAUUAAUGCAACCCAGGACGGGGAUGAAUCUUUAGAUGGUAACCAGAGAAAAAAAUUAAAGCUUUCGGAAGAGGCAUAGAAAUACAACAGUUUUUCCUUUUAAAGUUCAAAAAUUUUUGUAUUUUUAUUAAAGUUUACAAAUCAAAGAUCUUUUAAAACUCAGAAAAUGAAGACUAAAGUUAUAUUUGUAAUAAAAUUAUUUAAAGAGCAGAAAUAAACAGUAAACUUUAAAACACUA